This is a messenger RNA of Lecanosticta acicola, 1764 nucleotides long. Lineage: Eukaryota; Fungi; Ascomycota; Dothideomycetes; Mycosphaerellales; Mycosphaerellaceae. The record is from the annotation of a GenBank genome assembly.
AUGCCGUUCAAAUCACCAUCAUGGGUGCCCCAACUCCCAGAAGUCCCCGACAGUAUCUCGAUCGAGCGCUUCAUGUUCGACGAGAAGUAUGGCCGCUACCCACUUGGCUACUCUCGACCGCCCUUUAGCUGUGCCCUAACCGGUCGGAGCUUCAGCGCACUGGAAAUGAAGGAGCGCAUUGAUUACCUCUCAAGGGCAUUGUGCAAGGAGUUCGGGUUCAAGCCGAACGAAGGUUCGGAAUGGGACAAGGUUGUCGGAGUCUUUAGCUUGAACACAAUCGACUACCUCACACUCGCAUGGGCUGUUCACAGAAUAGGAGGAAUCACGACCUGUGUGAAUGCGGCGUACAAUGCCUCUGAGCUGGAAUACCAGAUGAAUGAUUCGGGAGCGAAGGCGAUUUUCACAAGCUUGCCUCUUUUGCAGACUUGCAAGGAUGGUGUGAAGAAGUCGAAGCUCUCAGAUGACCGGAUCUAUAUCUUGCCACUGCCUGAGGCAGUAACUCCAGGGAUGUCUAAUGGCAAUCACAAGACCAUCGACGAUUUGGUCAAGAUGGGCUCACAACUGGAUCGAGGACAGGCUUCGGAUGAGACUUGGGGAAGAGGCGAGGGUAAGAGACGUUGUGCCUUCCUGUGUUAUUCUAGCGGAACCUCCGGACUUCCUAAGGGUGUCAUGAUCUCACACUACAAUGUCAUUGCGAAUACGCUGCAAAUGAACACGUACGAAUCCACGGACCGACAGGAACUGAAGAAGAAGUUCAAGGAUGAUCAUUAUACCGAAAACUGUCUCGGCUUGCUGCCAAUGUCGCACAUUUACGGCUUGAUCGUGAUCUCGCACGUCGGCCCGUAUCGUGGCGACGGCGUGGUCGUGCUCCCGAAAUACGACUUCAAGUGGCUUCUUCAAGCGAUUCAGGACCACAAAAUUGCCUUGCUCUAUCUGGUACCACCUAUGAUCAUCCAUCUUACCAAAUCUAAGGAAGUCUGCAAGCAAUAUGACCUGUCAAGUGUUCGUGCUGCAUUCACGGGUGCAGCGCCUCUCGGUGAAGAGACAGCAGACGAGCUCGCGAAGAUGUUCCCUAGUUGGUCCGUUCGGCAGGGCUACGGCUUGACAGAGACUGCGACGGUCGUGAGCUCGACUAGUCCGCAUGACAUCUAUUUUGGAAGCUGUGGAUCUCUGAUCCCUGGCGUCACUGCUCGAAUAGUCACCGUGGAGGGCAACGAGAUCACAGGCCACGACCAGCCUGGCGAGCUCUGGGUCAAAUCGCCCUCUGUAGUACUGGGAUACCUCAACAACGGCAAAGCUGACAAGGAAACUUUCGUCGAGGAGAGUGACGGCCGAUACAUGCGAACUGGAGAUGAAGCACUUCUUCGCAAGAGCAAGAACGGUCAUGAACACAUCUUCAUCGUCGAUCGCAUCAAAGAGUUGAUCAAGGUGAAAGGACUGCAAGUUGCACCCGCUGAAUUGGAAGCACACCUCCUCACGCAUCCUGCUGUCAACGACUGCGUCGUGAUCGGAGUGCCAUCGGAUCGUGAAGGGGAGAUUCCCAAGGCGUUCGUUGUGAAGAACCCCAGCUCGAAGGAGGACGACAGGACAUUGAUCGAGUCUAUCACGCAGCAUGUCGCGACCCAUAAGAGUGACCACAAGAGGCUACGAGGUGGCAUUGAGUUCAUUGAUGUGGUGCCGAAAUCGCCUAGCGGAAAGAUCUUGCGCCGAAUGAUGAGGGAUAAGGAGAAGGCCAAGAUGAAGAAGCAGGGCUCGAAGUUGUAG